GGCUGGAAGCCCCUGGUUGCUCCUGCGCAUGCGCUGCUCCCGCUGCUCGUGGCGGGCUUCCCGCGCGGUUUAGUAACGGCCCGCCCCUCCAGACCUUAAAGGCCGGCGACCCUGGCUCCGCGGCAGCCGGGUGUGAACCCGCGGGCGACUGGUCUGGCCUUCCUGUUCUUAAGCCUUCCUUCUAGUCGUCUGCGCCCCCUUUCAAGCCAUGGGGGACCCGCCGCCCAACCCUGAGGCCCCUUCCCAGCAGUCCUCGAGCCGGAGGGGCUCCCAGGCCCAGGAGCAGCGGCGCAGCUGGGACCCCUCGCAGGCCCAGGCGCAGCGGCACAGCUGGGACCCCUCGCAGGCCCAGGCGGCGUUCGGCAACGAGGUGCAGCAGGCCCUGCUGAACCAGCAAAGGGGCAGCCGGGGCAGCCGGCCCAGUCAGGAGUUGCCGACGAGCCAGACCAACCUCCGCUGGUCACAGGGGGGCAACUUGCCCGAAGAUGAGAACUUGCUGCUGUACCAAGCGGAGGAAGGUAUAAUGGGCGGCGUGGAGUACCAGCCCUCGAGUGCAGGCUUUCCCUUGCAGUUCCAGACCCGGACUUACCUGGAUGAAAGCAGAAUCCCAGUGGAGGAACAAACCACCGACCUAAUGCAGCAGCUGCAGCAGCUGCAGCAGAGCCAAGGCGGCUUCUUCCAACAACUGGAAUCCCCUGUCUACCAGGACCCUGGGGCCAAUGUCUUGGGCCAGUACAGCAUGUACCAGACAGAUGACCCGCAGUUCAUGCAAAACACAGAACAUGGGCCCUACCUAAGGGAUGACCCUGCCCUGCAUUUCUCACCCUCUGAGAUGGGCUUCAUGAAUUUCGGUAUGGAGAUGCCUGAGCCGCAGCCUCGGGAGCUGGCUGUGCAGAAUGCCAAGGCCUACUUGCUGCAGACAAGCAUCAGUUGCGACCUCAGCCUGUACGAGCACCUGGUGAACCUGCUGACCAAGAUCCUGAACCAGCGGCCCGAGGAACCCCUGUCGAUCCUGGAGUCUCUGAACCGCACCACGCAGUGGGAGUGGUUCCACCCCAAGAUGGACACGCUGCGGAAUGACCCAGAGAUGCAGCCCACCUACGAGAUGGCAGAGAAGCAGAAGGCGCUGUUCAGUCGGGGCGGGGGCGGCGGCGGCGGCGAGGGCGAGCAGGAGAUGGAGGAGGAGGUGGUCGAGACCGCGGUGCCCAACAUCAUGGAGGCCGCCUUCUACUUCGAACAGGCCGGGGUGGGCCUGAGCUCGGUGGAGAGUUUCCGCAUUUUCCUGGCCCUGAAGCAGCUGGUGGAGCAGCAGCCCAUCCACACGUGCCGCUUCUGGGGCAAGAUCCUGGGGCUCCAGCGCAGCUACCUGGUGGCCGAGGUGGAGUUCCGGGAGGGCGAGGAGGAGGCCGAGGAGGAGGAGGUGGAGGAGCUGAUGGAGGGCGGCGAGGUCGUGGAGGCGCACGGCGAGGAGGAGGGAGAGGAGGACCAGGAGAAGGCGGUGGACGUUAUCCCCAAGCCCACGUGGAAGCCGCCGCCAGCCAUCCCCAAGGAGGACAGCCGCACCGGCGCCAACAAGUACCUGUAUUUUGUGUGCAACGAGCCGGGCCGGCCGUGGACCCGGCUGCCGCACGUCACGCCCGCGCAGAUCGUGCACGCCCGCAAGAUCAAGAAGUUCUUCACCGGCCACCUGGACGCGCCGGUCAUCAGCUACCCGCCCUUCCCCGGCAACGAGGCCAAUUACCUGCGCGCCCAGAUCGCGCGCAUCUCGGCCGCCACCCACAUCAGCCCGCUAGGCUUCUACCAGUUUGGCGAGGAGGAGGGCGACGAGGAGGAGGAGGGCGGCGCGGGCCGAGACUCAUUUGAGGAGAACCCCGACUUUGAGGGCAUCCCAGUGCUCGAGAUGGUCGACUCCUUGGCCAACUGGGUGCACCACAUGCAGCACAUCCUGCCGCAGGGCCGCUGCACUUGGGUGAACCCUUUGCAGAAGACAGAGGAGGAGGAAGAGCUGGGUGAGGAGGAAGAGAAGGCGGAUGAGGGAAUAGAGGAGGUGGAGCAGGAGGUCGGGCCCCCACUGCUGACACCGCUCUCCGAGGAUGCAGAAAUCAUGCACCUGUCACCCUGGACCAUCCGCCUGUCCUGCACCCUCUGUCCGCAGUACUCGGUGGCCGUGGUGCGCUCCAACCUCUGGCCAGGGGCCUACACCUACGCGAGUGGCAAGAAGUUUGAGAACCUCUACAUUGGCUGGGGCCACAAGUACAGCCCCGACAACUUCAACCCGGCCCUGCCAGCCCCCACUCAGCAGGAGUACCCCAGCGGCCCGGAGAUCACGGAGAUGAACGACCCCACGGUGGAGGAGGAGCAGGCCCUCAAGGCUGCCCAGGAGCAGGCCCUGGCGGCCGCAGAGGAGGAGGAAGAAGAUGAGGAGGAGGACGAGGAUGAGGACCUGGAAGACUGAGCCCCUUUUCCCAAGCAGGUAGACAGCAGCUUUCCCUUAUAUAUAGUUAGUUUUGAGCUGUUUUCUCGCUACUGAUUUGCUUCCCGCCCCUGGAGGGCAGAAAGGAAGCUUCUCAAAAUAAACUCGGUCCCGCCCCCCCAGCAGGGCCAAGUCAUUCA
This is a messenger RNA of Marmota monax (woodchuck), 2613 nucleotides long. RefSeq names its product radial spoke head 6 homolog A (gene Rsph6a). Gene Ontology annotation, cellular component: axoneme; radial spoke. The transcript has 6 exons. Gene Ontology annotation, biological process: axoneme assembly; cilium assembly; cilium movement involved in cell motility. The coding region runs from base 209 to 2455 and encodes 748 amino acids. Lineage: Eukaryota; Metazoa; Chordata; Mammalia; Rodentia; Sciuridae. The record is from RefSeq and is a predicted model, not a curated record.